Molecule: messenger RNA, 2326 nt
Organism: Xiphias gladius (swordfish)
Lineage: Eukaryota; Metazoa; Chordata; Actinopteri; Istiophoriformes; Xiphiidae
Gene: wipf3
Product: WAS/WASL interacting protein family member 3
Exons: 9
Coding region: 375-1772 (465 amino acids)
Molecular function (GO): actin binding
Source: RefSeq, a predicted model, not a curated record
CGGGGUGAACAGGCAGCGCCAUGGGGAGACCGUUGCGCGGAGCCACAGUGGCAUGUUUUCAGAGUCCGCCGCGCGGACACGAGAAGCUUUCUGCGACUUUUUGAAAUGUUCACAGGGGCUCCUCGAGGUGUAGUCACUGGAGUUGGAGAGGCGGUGUCCUCGUUUGACUAAUAAUAACUUGGAAACUUCUCCACCGGCCCGCUAUGGGGAGCGCGCUAUGAAGGCAGUUUAACGCUGAAGCUGUCCCUGCGAACAGGUGGAUUACUGAUAUUUCCUGAGGACUUCAGAUACAAGGACCCCAGCCAGAUGAUUACAGUUACAACCUGUCCAUUGAUUGGUACUGGAGAGAUCCUGCGGGUAUCUGAGGCCUAAGCAUGCCAGCCCCCCCUCCUCCCCCUCCGCCUCCCCCGGCGGCCCCUCCACCCCCACUGCCGCCCAGUGCUGCCCUGCCACAGUGUCUGUCUGAGCCUCCGAAGAUCCAGUCUGGUGGAGGAGGAGGUGGAAGGAAUGCCCUGUUGGCCGACAUCCAGAAAGGAGCCAGGCUCAGGAAAGUCACGCAGGUCAACGACCGCAGCGCCCCUGUUGUCGAUAAGCCCAAGACCAGCAGUGGAGAUGUAUCCAGCAGUGUUGGUGCUUCUCAGGGUUCAUCAGGAGGGGUGGGAGCUUCUUUGGGUGGGCUCUUUGCUGGAGGGUUUCCCACUCUCAGGCCUAUAGGACAGAGAGACCUAGCAAGCAAGUCAGCAGUGUCUCGAUCGAGCUCAUCAGCAUCCCUCAAGCCGCUGUGGAACGCGCCCACGUCAGCGGACCCAGAGCCUCACAGGACGGCAGAGCUCCAAAGCUCCGUCCACCCCCACCACGCGCCUUCAUCCUCUGCUCCUGCCUCCCCUUCUCACGGCAGCAAGCACCCACCUUCUUUCCCUGCUCCCUCUCCCCCUCCGACUCCUCCUGUCCCUCCCUCUGCUCCUCCCCCACCUCCCCCACCUCAAGCCUUCCAGGACCGUCCAGCCAACAAGCCUCCCCCUCUCCCCUCCUGCCCUCCCCCUCCACCCCCAUCCCAAGUCACCAAGCCCACCUGGCUCCCCAUCCAGUACUCCCACCACACCACCGUCUCGCAGCCCUCUACUCCUCCUCCUCCUCCUCCACCUUUCCAACCUCCCUCCACUUUCACAGGGGACCGCUCCUCAGGAUGCUUCUACCCUCUGCCCCCCUCUCCAGUCCACUUGGAACCUUCUAGGUUCCCCAUCCAGCGGGACAGCCCUCUUGGACCUCCUCCAACACCACCUCCUCCUCCUCUCCUGGCUUCUUUCACUCCCAACUGCCCAUCCACCCUCCCUCCACCACCGCCCAAGAUGGCCCCAGUUCCCUCCCCAGCCAUGCGCUCUCUGCCGCCAUCAUACCCCUGCAAUGCUCCCACCCGACGCCCACCUGCCGUGCCCAGAAAUGCAGUUCCAUUGCUGAUGUCGGACUCCUCUCAAACACCCCUGGUGACAGGUCUGGGUCGGCUGGCUCCUCCUCCAGCUCCUCCGGCACGUUCCCCCUCCACUGAGUUGUCCACACGCAUUCCUCCCCCUCCACCACCACCUCCCCUGCCCCCAUCCAGCCUCAGGAACGGACACCUACACAGCCUGGAUGACUUUGAAUCCAAGUUCCAGUUCCACCCUGUAGAAGAUUUACCUCCUCCUGAUGAAUUCAAGCCUUUCCCUCGGAUCUACCCCAGCAGGGAAAGCAGAGCAAACCCCAAACCACCUGGGAUCAGGACACACCUCAGAUGAGUCAAGGCCUCAUCCUGUUCUUCAUUUCCCAAACAUAGCAAAAAGACUCUAUGUUCUUCCUCCUCCUCCUCCUUUCUCGUGACAGUAACAUAAUUGGACUUAUUUGGAUGCAAGCCCUGUGUGUGUGUUUUGUUUGUGUUUAAUGUAUCAUUGUGUGUGUGUAUAUGUGAGUGUCAGACAGGCUUCCCGCCUUAUACUGACUAUGGGACCUCUGACCUUUUCCAGUGUGGAAUGUUUUGAAUGUGUGUGAGGAGGAGGACUCUCCCUACUCAUUCUCAUAAACUACAUGCAGACUCUACACACACACAUACACUCCUAGGAAAGUGUCGUCCAGUAGCUAUAUUUAACAUGACUCUUGACACAGUUCGUAACAGCUUAAGCAUUUCAAAAUCUUCAUACAGUAUAGAAUAUUUUGAUUUUAUCUCUUGAUAUUUCAAGACAGAGAUAUUUUGUCACAAUGUAUGUACAGUAUCACUUUUAAAGUCUGCAUUUAACCCACAAACAUUAUUAUUAAACACACAGUUUUAAGAUAAUGAAGCUGUUUUAAAGACAGA